AUCAACAAAACAAACAAACCUAAACAAGCCUACAACGUCUUCGUUUCUGAAAGCAUUUUGCAGUUUCUUUUUUAUUAACUUUGUUAGUUGUUACAAAAGGACAUUUAUCAGUCGUCUUACUGCUUUCUAACCUGAGAGAACUCUGAGGUUUUUACUUGGCACUUUUAUUAUGUGACACGACGAUAUCUCGUCGUGGUUCAGUUUCAGUUGUAAACAUUAACGCGAUAAACUUUAUUUCAUUACUUACAGGCAUUCUGUUUAACAUGAAUGACAGAAUUAUUACAAUUUCAAAUGAAUCUGUGCAAUCUCAUUCAACACCUACCGAAUCUCAGCCUCAUGAAAUUAACACCUCAAUCACAAUCAAUGCUACAGAUGAACAAACUUCACCGGAAGGCUUAAAUCAACAGCAGAGAUUAUUUGAACCACCUCUUCCUCCACCUGCUACAAUAAUAGCCAGAGUGGAUUCACAUCAACCUCCUCCAAGUUAUGAAGAAAUUAAUGAUCCUAAUGUUCCCCCUCCGUCAUACGAUUCGUUAUUUGGGCGAGUACGAGAGGUUAGAAAAACAUCUCGUGGUUUCGUCGAUUUCAUAAAAAAUCUGUUUUUCUUCCUGCUUGGAAAAAUCGGUCUGAUGAUAGUUAUCGGAGUAACGAUUCUAAUUCCAAUUUGUAUGCUCGUCGUCGGAGCCGUCUAUUUCAAUGAUUGUCCGGCUGAAAGUCACAUUCCAAUUUACCUAAUUGUCGGAGGGGCAUGUGGCUUGUUGAAGCAAUUCCUAUCUUUAAGAGUUCGCUCGCAACAGUCCCGACAGGCUGAUCUCGAAGUCCCCGACAGCUCUCUAACAGCAUCUGUUCAAUCAUUGAUUAAUAGUUUCUUGAUUUGCUGGUUUUUUACAGGGUGCUAUUGGGUGUAUCGUGUGUAUGAACCAAACUAUUAUGACCAAUCCGAUUCCAAAUAUUGUAGUCACGUCUUGUUCUCGUUCGCAUUCUGGCUGCUGACCUCUACGUACAUUUUCGUAGGCGUCGUGAUUAUAUUACUGUGUUGCAUCAGCAGCGCGGCUCUCGUUCUGACACGAAAUCGUUAGCCAAUGACGGCAUUCCUAUAAUAGCGCACAUGUUAUGACUCAGGGAGGGAUUGUGCCAAAAAGAAGGUUAGCGACUGUACAUAACAGCACCUUAUAAGUCAACAUUCCUUGGAGAAAGAAUGUCGACCAAUUAUCACGCACAUGAUUCUGAAUACAUUCUUCGAGUA
Daphnia pulex (common water flea) is the source of this 1246-nucleotide messenger RNA. RefSeq lists its product as uncharacterized. The coding region runs from base 264 to 1079 and encodes 271 amino acids. The transcript has 6 exons. The record is from RefSeq and is a predicted model, not a curated record. NCBI's taxonomy places the organism in Eukaryota, Metazoa, Arthropoda, Branchiopoda, Diplostraca, Daphniidae.